CGCCCCCCUCCCUUCCUCCUCCCCCCCUCCCUCCUCCCCUUCAGUUUCGUGUUCGCGGGCUCUGCGCUUUUUGUGUUGUUGGAACUCUUCGACGAGAUUCGGCGUCGUCGCGGUGCUGAAACUUUUUUUUAUUUAAAAAAAGGAGGAGAGACGUCGAAGGGGGCUUUUGAAGGGUUGGCUUGUGGAGAAGAGAAAGAGAAAUUAAAUUUUUUAUCCAGUUUUCAAUUUUAACUCGGAUACGUCGAAAGUUUCGAUUUCUGAGGGGAAACCCAACGUCGCCAACAUCGACAAAGCGUUUUAAAAGUUGUUAGCGCGGGGUUUUUUGUUGUUGUUAAAUAGUGUUUUGUUGGCUCAUAAUUGUUUUAAAAGGCGGACAACCACCGCACACCGCACCCCGUCUAACCCGGCCGAGUCGGCUGGUAGAAAAAAGUUUUUUUUUUUAAUUGUUAAUUCAAAUCGAAACGUUUUAAAACGUAAUCAAUUAGUUUUUUUUUAAAGCAAAAACAUUAAGGAAAAAGUUUUUGUGGUUUAAACAAAAAUAAAUCCCGAUAAAUCGAACUGAGGGGGUCUACGUUAAGCACCCCUCCACCACCACACACACACACGCCGAGGUAACGCACGGAGCGAGAGGCGAACUCUUUAAACUCUUUAAGCAACGCCGUCUCUCCGCUCGUUAACUAAUUAAUAGUUUUUUUUUAAAUUAAUUGUAAAGCAACGGGUUGAUUAAGUUAAUUUGCGGGGGGGGGGGGGGGUGUUGUUUUAAGUGGGAAGUUAUGGAGCAACAGUGGUUGAGGCUGACGGUAGGCCUCGUGCUAAGCGCCGCUCUUGCCUGGCGGGGCUGCGGGGCCAAGGCGCGCGCGUGCGGGGAGGCGAGGCAGGAGUACCGCGCUUCGGGCUUCAGUCUCGUCAACGUCCCACACCACCAAAUUCCAGGCGAGGGUCUGCGUGUGUGCGCGUCUCCGCUGUCGUGCUGCACCCUCGACAUGGAGCAGCAGCUGGAGGUGCAGUCGCGCCUGGAGCUGGAGGAGUCGGUGGCGGAGAGCAGCCAUUUUCUCAGGAGCACCUUCAGCACGCGCCAUCACAAGUUCGACGAGUUCUUCCGCGAGCUGGUGAACAACGCCGAGCGUUCCCUGCACGACAUGUUCGUGCGCACGUACGGCGAGCUCUUCACCCAGAACGCCCACCUCUUCACCAACCUCUUCUCCGACCUCCGCCUCUACUACGGCGCCGGCACCGGCUCCUCCGGUUCCUCGUCCCCCGGCGCCGGCGCCGGCGCCGGCGCCGCCGGAGGAGCGGCAAGCCUCGACGAAUCCCUCGCCGACUUUUGGAUGCAGCUGCUGACGCGGAUGAUGGAGCUGGUGAACCCACAGCUGCGCUUCACCCCCGAGUACCUGCGGUGCGUCGCCUCCAGCGCCGACGGUCUGAAGCCCUUCGGCGACGUCCCGCGCAAGCUGAGGCCCCAGCUGGGCCGGGCCUUCGUGUCGGCCCGGGCCUUCGUCGCUGGCCUGGCCGUCGGCCGCGACGUGGUGACGCGCGUCACGCAGCUGCCGGUGACGGGCGAGUGUGCGGUGGCCAUGACCCGCAUGCUGCACUGCCCACUGUGCCGAGGGGUCGUGUCGGCACGCCCCUGUGCCGGCUUCUGCCUCAACGUGGUCAAGGGCUGCCUGGCCAACCAGGCCGACCUCAACGCGGAGUGGAACAACUUCCUGGACGCGAUGCUGAUGGUGGCGGAGCGCCUCGAAGGGCCCUUCAACAUCGAGGCGGUGCUGGACCUCAUGGACGUCAAGAUCUCCGACGCCAUCAUGAACAUGCAGGAGAACAGCGUCGCCAUCUCCGAGCAGGUGUUUGCGGGCUGUGGGCGACUCCGUUCGUCGCCCCCCGGGCGCUCCCAGCGCUCCGCCCUCGACGCUCUCAACCAGCACUUCCGCUCCGUGCAGCCUGAGGAGCGACCCACCACGGCCGCAGGGACGAGCCUGGACCGCCUGGUGACGGACGUGAAGGCGAAGCUGAAGGCGGCUCGCUCCUUCUGGCUCACGCUGCCCUACUCGGUGUGCAACAGCGACAAGGUCGCUGCGGCUCCCAUGGGCUCUGAUGACGGAUGCUGGAACGGGCAGAGCAUGGGGAGGUACGCGCACGAGCUGGUGGGCGACGGGUUGGCCCGCCAGCGCGACAACCCCGAGGUGGCGGUGGACGUGACGCGCCCGGACCCCGUGGUGCGCCAGCAGAUCAUGGCGCUGCGCCUGGCCACCAGGCGCCUGCGUCAGGCCCACGCCGGCAACGACGUCCAGCUGCCCGGCUACGACGAUGAGGGCGGCGACGACGAGGGGGACGGCAGCGGCUCCGGGAGCGGAGACUCGGAGGACCCCACGGCCGCCGCCGCCGCCGCCGCCGCCACUCGGCAACCCGACCGCGGCCGCGCCCGCGGCGGCGGCGACUUCUAG
This is a messenger RNA of Petromyzon marinus (sea lamprey), 2441 nucleotides long. The record is from RefSeq and is a predicted model, not a curated record. Lineage: Eukaryota; Metazoa; Chordata; Hyperoartia; Petromyzontiformes; Petromyzontidae.